AUGUCCGACCCAGCAUGUCUCACAUGCCGAGAAAAAGGUCGUCGUUGCGACCGUACCCGCCCUGUUUGUCACCGAUGCAUCUCGAAGGGACUUCGCUGCGAAGGAUAUCCUGAUCGUUUCAGAUUUUGUGGCUUGGCAAGCCGGGGGAAACUGAAGGACCAGGUCAUUCCUGUGGGAAAGUCUCCCAGUCCGUCGCAAGAUACCCGACCGCAAAACUUUGUCGAUUCGAAGCCAAGCUACGAGCGACGGCUUGUUAGGAUCACCAACCCCGAACCGAACUUAGUACCAGUUCAAACUCCACAAUCAUCAUCUGGUUUAGCAAAACAUGAUUCGAAUUUCGCUCAACACGAUGCUCCUGGGAAUUUAGAUGAUAUUUUGAAGCUAAAGCAGACAGAAUUGCUUUUAUCUCACUCGGACAAACUUUUUCUUGGGAAAUCUGGCCUGGUGAGUAGUCCAUUCUUGUCACCGUUGGCCCUCUUUGAUUCAAAUGGUGAAAGGUUGGAUAUUAUUCGGUCCCUUGCCGACCCGGAACGUCUUUGUUUUUCAUCAGAGAUUCGAGAGGCUAUCUUUACAUUGAGCGACGCUAAGUUUGAACGGGUCAACGGUUGUCCUCGGGAUCUGUUCUUGAUCCUUGGUAACGUAUUGGACUAUGCAAAAGCACUGGCUGCUGGGGAGAUCCAAAAAUCGCAAUAUGAACAGCUUCUCCUAGCUUCCCGAGCCCGAUUUGAAACCUGGGAAUUGGAGCACAGUUUAUAUCCAAAUGAUGACCCGCGCUGGGUCGCAGUGGCCGAGGCUUUCCGUCACGCUUGCAUUUUGCAUACCUCCAGGCUUUUGGACGUUACUGAGCCCUCUGAGACACCCGCUAUCCAGAGAUCAGUCACUGCUAUCCUGAAUGCAGCCUCGGAAAUACCAAGUGACUGCGGCUUGAUCGAGUUGCUAGUCAUGCCAUUGUUCUUGGCUGGUGUGGAUACAUUAGAAGCCCAUGCGCGUCACUAUGUGCUAAUACGACUCGAUGAUAUCAAAUCUCGAGCAGGUUUUGGCAAUGCGACGCCUGUUGCCUUGUUAAAUAUUGUGUGGGAUGCACGUCGGAAUCAACCACGAAAUGAUCCUAGCAAUGUCCCGUGGAUGCAAUUUGUACGUCCUACUCCUUGA
This is a messenger RNA of Penicillium lagena, 1152 nucleotides long. Its product is annotated as Zn(II)2Cys6 transcription factor. Gene Ontology annotation, molecular function: zinc ion binding; transcription cis-regulatory region binding; DNA-binding transcription factor activity, RNA polymerase II-specific. The record is from RefSeq and is a predicted model, not a curated record. Gene Ontology annotation, cellular component: nucleus. The coding region runs from base 1 to 1152 and encodes 383 amino acids. NCBI's taxonomy places the organism in Eukaryota, Fungi, Ascomycota, Eurotiomycetes, Eurotiales, Aspergillaceae. Gene Ontology annotation, biological process: positive regulation of transcription by RNA polymerase II. The transcript has 2 exons.